Messenger RNA from Effrenium voratum, 729 nucleotides. The record is from the annotation of a GenBank genome assembly. NCBI's taxonomy places the organism in Eukaryota, Dinophyceae, Suessiales, Symbiodiniaceae.
AUGGACCAAUUCACCAUUUCAGAGCGGGAGGCGGUGGCGCGCCACCUGCAGCGCUCCAAGUCUCAGGCUUCGAACUCGCCGCCCGCUUCCGCCGAAGAAUUUCUGUCGCCGGGCGGAGGUCGUGAAGGCGCGAUGGGUCCCUUGGGCCGGGGCAGUGCCGGGGCCUGGGGCCUGCCAGCGCAGCUUACGCAGGAGGAUCAGCAGUGGAUCCAGGCGCAGUGGUCCAAAGCUGUCCGCUCCGGCGCCGCCAUGGCGACCGCGGAGGAGCUCCACGCAAAGAUCGCGGGCGCCAAGCGGACGCUGGAGGAGAAGAAGGCGCAUACCACGCAGCUCCGCGAGGAGUCCACCCGCGCGGAGGAGCGACAACGUCUCAGGCGGCAGCUGGAGGAGGUGCAGAAGCACAUCUCGCACCAAGAGUCCAUCAACAGCGGGGAGCGGAACUACCGCCGGCUCCUGGACGCGGACGCCUUGGGGAACACGCCCUCUGAUGGCUCCAAGCCCUUUGAGCCUCCCCCCGCCAGGCUCGCGGAGCGGAGGCAAGACAUCGGCAUGGCGAAGCUCCGGCCGGGCCCCACCUGCACGCUGAUGGGAACGACGGGGCUCAACGCCGGAGAUGCUGGCAGAGCUAGGGGCGUGGAUCUCGUCCAGGGCGGUGUCACAAAUGGUGAUGUUGCGAGGGAUGCGGACGAGAUCCUCAGGUCGGAGGUAUCACGACUAGUGGUGAUGUGA